AUGGAGUCGGUGAGCUGGCGCUGUGGCCCGGGAUCCUCCCCCUCGGGGGGUGACUGCGGCUCCGAGGCUGAGCGGCUCGACUCCUCGUACGGAUCAGAGUCCCUGAGCGGGCGCCUGGAGUCCGCCUCAUACCGACUGCAGGAGCUGGAGGAGGGGGGGUGUUGGGGUUUGGGGAAGGGGUCACUGGGUCAGGGUGAGCCCAAGGCCGGCGGUGAGCAGGAUUGUACUGACCGCCUGGACUCCUCGUAUGGAUCCCAGUCCCUGACUGAGUCACUGAGUGAAGCUCUGGAGUACAGCUGUCAGGUGGAUACGGCUGGGGGUGUCCCUGCACCGACUGACCAUCACCUCAACCCCUACACCUUCCUGGGUGAAGAUGGAGACUCAAUUGUACACUUGGCAAUAAUCCACAAAGCUGAGGAAUGUGCUCUCUACUUCAUCUCGUACUUCACAGUGGAAGUAUUGGACAUCCAGAAUGACCUGUUCCAGUCAGCCCUGCAUUUAGCGGUAUACACGGAACAGCUGAACAUUGUGCAGGAGCUGCUGCAGAAAGGGGUAAAUCUCAAUCAGCAGGACUGGGAUGGGAACACUCCCCUCCACCUCGCCUGUCAGCACCAGCUGAUCGACUGUGUCAGGCUACUGACCAGCAACACAACUGGACAGAAGGUCAAUAUGGAGCUGCAGAACUGGCAAGGUCAAACAUGUCUCCACUUAGCGACCCUCACAAGGAACCAGACAAUCUUAGCCAUGCUGUUGCAAGCAGGAAGCAACGUUAACUCCCAGGAUGGGACCAGUGGGAAGACCAGCCUCCACCUCUCUGUGGAGUGUGGCGACCGUGCGCUCGUGCGUUUCCUGCUGAAGAUGGGAGCCGCUGUCAAUGCCGUCAUGUACAACGGCUGCAGUGCCCUCCACCUGGCAGUGGGCAGAUGGGACACCCAGACUGCAGACAUCCUGUGCCAGGCUGGAGCAGAUCCCUUACUGCCCAACGUGGAGGGCGACACCGCCCAGGACCUGGCCUCUGACAACAUUGACAUCCUUGCGCUGUUUCCAUUCGACGAUAUCAAAUUGAUGGGGAGGCCAGUGGCGUGUUCUGACUUUUGAUAACUUAUUGGACGUUAAAUGUAGAGGGGAAAGCGAGGGAGGUGAUAUCGUAGAGGAACCAGACACUGCUUCAUCGUUCUCACAAAGACCUGGGUCAACUACUAACCUGUCACUCAAGAUUGACAAGCCAGUGGAGUUCAAAUGUCAUGACCUUUUACAUGGCGGCAGGAACUUUGGGAUGUGUUUACCUCAAUGACAUAACGAGGAAGAUAGCUGCACCAUCUUCCACAAUCUCAGGAUAUCCCACUUGCUUUGCUGUCAAUACAAUACUUUGGCGGCUAUGUACGAGAUGCAGUGAUCAAAUUACAUACAGCAACAUCCUUCCCUCCCUCGCAGCC
This is a messenger RNA of Hemiscyllium ocellatum (epaulette shark), 1436 nucleotides long. RefSeq names its product NF-kappa-B inhibitor epsilon-like. Gene Ontology annotation, molecular function: protein binding. Lineage: Eukaryota; Metazoa; Chordata; Chondrichthyes; Orectolobiformes; Hemiscylliidae. The record is from RefSeq and is a predicted model, not a curated record. The transcript is spliced from 7 exons. Bases 1 to 1098 code for a protein of 365 amino acids.